AUGCCAGACUUGCGUCGCCAAAUCUUCGAAAGUGGCAAGACCGUCUCGCGCAAGGCGGCCUCCCGCGAAGCUUCCCGCACUAAUUCUCGAACCGGUUCUAAGCAAUCCUCUCGAAAUGCCAGCAGGGCACCUUCCGACGAAGAGGAUUCAGGUUUCCUUUCCGAUGAGACAUCUAUGAGCAUCGGCUCAUUCGACGAUGAGAACCCAGAAACUGAGAAUCCCGACUGGGAGCAGGAGCUCGGUGAUCGCAUUCAAGAAAUUCUCGACCGCAAGCGCAGCAGUGUCCAAGGCCGCGAGGAGGCUCUGCGAGCAUUCUGCCGUCUGACCAAAUAUCACUACGCCGUAGAAGAAUUGAACGGCACGGUGGAAGCUUUGCUGGCUGCAUUUGCCAGAAGUGUUCGUACUGAAGUCAGCGACCUCGAGGCGACCCUUGCACUCCGUGCGAUCGAGUUGCUCGCCAUUUCAGCUUUCGACAACACCAUUUACGAAAAUGCUGAGCCUCUGCUCACCCGGACCGUCCGUGACUCCACCUCCCCUGCCAUCAAGGCAGCCGCUAUCCAAUGUCUCGGAGCAUGCACUGUUUUCGGAGGUGCCGGCACAGAUGGCAUGCUUGAACAGAUGACUUUCUUUCUCGACAUCAUCGCCUCUGAUGGUCAGUCCGUCGAGGCCAAGGACGACCCCGUCGUCGUAACCGCUGCAAUUCAGCAGUGGGGAUUCCUCGCCACCGAGAUCGACGAUUUCGAAGAAGAAAGUGAGGAGGCCGUUCAAAUCUUCAUGGACCAACUCGACAGCUCCGACUCCAAUGUGCAGAUCUCCUCGGGUGAGAACAUCGCCCUCCUCUACGAGAAAAGUUACACCCCCGAGGAAGAUGACGAAGACGAAGAUGAAGAAAGCGGUGACUCGGAUGAAAGCGACAAGCAUGAUAACGACCCAACGACCGGGCCCAAGCUCGUCAAGCGAUACAAUGCCUACCACAACACCCCCGAGCUGGAAGCCCAGCUCCACAACUUGGCAACCAUCCAUACCAAGCAGAUCAGCAAGCGCGACAAGAAGUCCCUGCACAGCAACUUCGCCUCGAUCCUCACUACGGUCGAGAACCCCCGCCGUGGCCCUCGCUACAACACUGCCAUCGACCAAAACACCAACCGCCACUACGGCAGCACUUUGACCGUCAAGAUCGGCCGGCAUGGCGUGAUGUCCAUUGAUCGAUGGUGGAAGUGGGUGCGUCUGACUGCUCUGCGCCGUGUCUUGCAAGGUGGCUUUGCCGAGCACUACUUCCAGGGCAAUCGUUCCGUUCUCGACAGCCUUCCUGUUAUGAUGCGCAUGACUGACCAGAGCUCUGGCACCGUGGAUCGCCAGAGUGCUCGCAAGGCGGCUAAGAUGCGUAACUCGCGUCGCUGGACUGCUCAUCAAUCUGAUGAUGAUGAUGACGAGUAG
This is a messenger RNA of Penicillium soppii, 1437 nucleotides long. RefSeq names its product IFRD domain-containing protein. NCBI's taxonomy places the organism in Eukaryota, Fungi, Ascomycota, Eurotiomycetes, Eurotiales, Aspergillaceae. The transcript has 2 exons. The coding region runs from base 1 to 1437 and encodes 478 amino acids. The record is from RefSeq and is a predicted model, not a curated record.